This is a messenger RNA of Peromyscus leucopus (white-footed mouse), 1446 nucleotides long. It is a transcript of the gene Emb, whose product is annotated as embigin. The record is from RefSeq and is a predicted model, not a curated record. Bases 16 to 1230 code for a protein of 404 amino acids. Gene Ontology annotation, molecular function: cell-cell adhesion mediator activity. NCBI's taxonomy places the organism in Eukaryota, Metazoa, Chordata, Mammalia, Rodentia, Cricetidae. The transcript is spliced from 9 exons. Gene Ontology annotation, cellular component: axon; plasma membrane. Gene Ontology annotation, biological process: axon guidance; homophilic cell-cell adhesion; dendrite self-avoidance.
AAAACUGCAUAAUUGAUGAAGGGCCGGCGCAACGCGGGGUGCGCUGGGAGCGUCUCGGGGGGUGGAGGCCAGGGCGGUCGGGCCCCUCCCACUCCGCUUUUUCUCGCGUGUCCUGUCCCCGGCACUGGCAGUGGGCGCCCGGUAACCAGCAAGUGUGCGCGCAGGGACCAACGGAGACGGAUCGCAGCAAGCCGAGGGCGCAACAGCGACCUCCAGGACCAACCCGCCCGCGCCAUGCGCUCGCCCACUGGCCUGAGGGCGCUUGUGGCGCCGGGCUGUCCGCUCCUGCUUCUGUGCCUUCUGGCGGCGACGCGCCUGGAUCGGGCAGAAGGCGAUCCCGCAGAUUCAUCUUUUACAAGUCUACCUCUUCGAGAAGAAAUGAUGGCGAAAUACUCAAACCUUUCCUUGGAGAGCCAUAAUAUAUCAUGGACAGAACAGUCCAGCGCCCCAGUAGAAAAAAACAUUACUUUGGAAAGGCCUUCUGACCUGGAACUCAUAUGCCAGUUCACGACAUCUGGGGAUUUGAAUUCAGUGAAUGUGACUUGGAAAAAAGAUGAUGUAUUUCUUGAGAAUUUUGAUGUUUUCAACACAACUAAAGUGGGAAACACCUUGUACAGUCAGUACAGGUUCAUCAUUUUUAAUAGCAAACAAAUGGGAAAUUAUUCUUGUUUCUUGAAUGGAGAAGAGGAGCUCAGAGGAACAUUUAAUAUCAGAGUACCCAGCGUUCAUGGAAAAAACAAGCCAUUGAUCACUUAUGUGGGGGAUUCUACUGUCCUGAAGUGUGAAUGUCAAGAUGGUCUUCCUUUAAAUUGGACUUGGUACAUGAGUAAUGGAAGUGUACAGGUUCCUAUUGAUGUUUACAAGAAUGAUAAGUAUGUUAUAAAUGGAUCCUAUGCUAAUGAAACACGACUCAAGGUAAAGCAUCUCUUGGAGGAAGAUGGAGGCUCCUACUGGUGCCGGGCAGUCUUCCAGUUGGGUGAGAGUGAAGAACACAUUGAGCUGGUGGUGCUCAGCUUCAUGGUGCCCCUCAAGCCGUUUCUCGCCAUCAUUGCGGAAGUUAUUCUCUUAGUGGCUAUCAUUCUGCUUUGUGAAGUGUACACACAGAAAAAAAAGAAUGACCCAGAUGAUGGGAAAGAAUUUGAACAAAUUGAACAGCUGAAAUCGGAUGAUAGCAAUGGUAUAGAAAACAAUGCCCCCAGGCUCAGAAAAAAUGAGUCUGUGGAACAGUGAAUAAAACAGAACGUUUCACCUUGAGAAGAUGUACAGAGAGUUUGUAUUUCUGCUUCCUUUCAAGACCGUGUGAAUUCUAGAUUUUUAAAAGACAAAAAUUUCCUGUACAUGCACAACACAGUGGUAGCUUUUUAACCCAUAUAGGCCCUCUCCUACCUAAAGAUGUAUUUUCAUUUUGUAAUUGCUUUUCAUUAAAGCGAGGUAAAUUGUUUCAGA